This is a messenger RNA of Erigeron canadensis, 1667 nucleotides long. Its product is annotated as lysine histidine transporter-like 7. Gene Ontology annotation, cellular component: plasma membrane. NCBI's taxonomy places the organism in Eukaryota, Viridiplantae, Streptophyta, Magnoliopsida, Asterales, Asteraceae. The record is from RefSeq and is a predicted model, not a curated record. The transcript is spliced from 5 exons. Bases 53 to 748 code for a protein of 231 amino acids.
UCAAAAUCUAUCUCCCUCUUAAUAUAAACAAGUCUAUACAUUUCAAAGAGUUAUGGAUAAUAAGAAUAAGAAUAAUAAUAAUAAGAUACAUAUAAUUAAUGACGAAGGCGAUAUCAUAAACAUGCAAAUGCUGCAGAACAACUUGAUUACUAUCAAGUCUAAACAGCCAGCUAUAGAAGCCAAGGAAAACAAUAACGUCGGAACGAUUAACCAACCAACAGACGAUUGGUUUCCUAUAACACGAUCACGAAAAGGGAAUUCGUGGACCGCGACAUUCCAUUUGCUUUCUUCUGGAAUCGGAACCCAAGCACUUUCCCUCCCCCUUGCAUUCGUAUAUCUCGGUUGGUUUUGGGGCAUAGUGUGUUUAUUUGUUGCAUAUAUAUGGCAACUCUACACCAUUGGGUUGCUUCUUAAUCUUCAUGAAACUGUCUCUGGUAUUCGUUACAGUAGAUACCUUGAGCUUUCAAUAGCCGCCUUCGGUGCUAAAUUGGGAAAACUUUUUGCAUUGCUCCCCGUGAUGUAUCUUUCGGGAGGAACCUGUGUCUUGCUCAUAAUCACUGGUGGAAGAACAAUGAAACUUUUCUAUCAACUCUUGUGUGACGAAGAUUGUUCUUCCAAAAACCAGCUGACAACCACAGAAUGGUUCUUGGUUUUCGUAUGUCUUGCCAUUCUUGUGUCUUUGUUUUGUUCAAACUUGCAUUCGGUCGCUUUUGUCUCAUUUCUUGGGGCAACUGUGGCUGUUGCAUAGUGUACGAUAUUAUGGAUAGUUUUUAUUGCUAAAGGGAGGGUAGACAAUGUAGCUUAUGAUACAUCAGAAACCGUCACAUCAGAAGUUGGAAAAACUCGAAGUAUCUUUACUGCACUUGGGAUCAUUGCGGUUGCAUUUAGAGGCCAUAAUGUGGUGUUAGAGAUACAGGGUACAAUGCCAUCAACCACAAAUCGCCCAUCAUCAAAGUUGAUGUGGAAAGGAGUUGUUGCAUCAUAUGUCAUUAUCGCAAUGUGUUUGUUUCCUCUAGCAAUUGUUGGAUACUGGACAUUUGGAAACAAGUUUCCGGUCAAUGGAGGAAUGUUAACGGCACUAUCAUCCACCCUUCAAUACAACGCGUCAAAACCUUUGCUAGGCCUCAUAUACGUGCAAAUCAUUAUAAGUAGCAUCGCGGCUUUCCAGAUCUACGCUAUGGUUGUCUUUGACAACCUAGAGCGUGCGUACGCCCUCAUAAAAAGCAAGGAAUGCCCAAAGUUAACCCGAAUGGGAAUCAGAAUAUUCUACGGAGGUUUUAUAUUCUUUACAUCGGUUGCUUUUCCAUUUCUUCCAAGCCUGGCACUACUUGCCGGAGGACUUGCUUUACAUGUGACAUUCGGGUAUCCAUGCCUCAUGUGGAUUGCAAUCAAGAGACCACCAAUGAAAUCCGUAAGGUGGUGGCUUAAUUUUGUGCUUGGUUGUUUAGGCGCGGGAUUGAGUACUGUUGUAGUUGUUGGUGCAGUGUGGAACUUGGUUUGUAGAGGUUUAGAUGCCAACUUUUUCCAUCCAUGAUGACAUAUAUAGUUCAAUAGAUAGACAGAACCCUAUAUGAUUUUAUUCUUUAUAGAUAGUUAAAGUCUAACAAAUUAAAUACCAAAUAUGUAUUAUAUACGAGUAUAAAACGAAUCAUAUUCUUUUUUAUAAA